UAUAUAUUGUCUGCGUCUCCCUUUGUCUUGUGCCAAAGUGUUUUGUUCAUUUUGUUCGCCCCAGCCGGUCUUUUCCACACUCCCUGAUCUACCUUGCUUCCCUACGUAAAUUGUGCUUGUAGUUUUUGCCUCCACGCAGGAGCAAGAGGCCCCUGGAGUCGUCGGCACUGGGAGCUUUGCAGCAUCAACGGUAACAAUGACGACCCUGCUUCUGCUUUGUGUAUCCUUGCCCCUCAUCUCAGCAACAUUAUCAUUUGAAGACCAUGAAGACUUAGAUGGCACAUUGCGUGUCAGCAUCCCCUUGGAAAUGCCUCUCCGUCCACUACUGGGCAGCAAGGUAGUGGUACCAUGCUACUUCCAGGACAACACAGUCAAUGACCCCGGAGCCCCGACUAUCGCCCCACUCUCCCACCGCAUCAAAUGGACCUACGUCACCAAGGAGAAAGUCAAGACGAUUCUGGUGGCGUCACAGGGAAAAGUUAAUGUGGAGAUAGAGUAUUUGGACAGAGUGACGAUGAUCAACUACCCUCAAGUACCAAGUGAUGCAUCCAUAGAGAUAACAGAGCUGAGGUCCAAAGACUCCGGUGUCUACCGCUGCGAGGUGAUGCAAGGCAUUGAGGAUAACUAUGACACUGUGGACAUCCAGGUUCAGGGUAUUGUGUUCCACUACCGAGCCAUCUCCACCCGAUACACCCUGACGUUUGAGAGGGCCAAGGCAGCCUGUAUCCAGAACAGUGCCACCAUCGCCACACCAGCCCAGCUCCAAGCAGCUUAUGAUGAUGGAUACCACCAAUGUGAUGCUGGAUGGCUCUCUGAUCAAACUGUUAGGUACCCCAUCCAGGAGCCACGGGAGCGUUGCUAUGGAGACAAGGAGACCUUCCCUGGUGUGAGAACCUAUGGCGUGAGAGAUGUCAAUGAGACUUACGAUGUGUACUGUUUUGCUGAGAAGAUGUCAGGCAGAGUGUUCUACUCCAUGUCUGUAGAGAAGUUUACUUUCUAUGAGGCAGGAGAUCAGUGUGUCAAACUCGGUGCCCGGCUCGCCACCACUGGAGAGCUUUACCUAGCCUGGAAGGGUGGCAUGGAUAUGUGUAAUGCUGGCUGGCUAGCAGACAGGAGUGUACGUUACCCUAUCAAUGUUGCCAGGCCUCAGUGUGGAGGGGGACUCCUGGGAGUGAGAACCGUCUACCUGUUCCCAAACCAAACUGGAUACCCCUACCCAGACUCUCGCUACGAUGCUAUCUGCUUCCAAACUGGUGAGGAUGAAGGUGCUGUGCCCAUGAGGACGACUCCUUUCCCAGACAUCAUCCGCAUGACACCUGCCCCAGGGGUGGUCCCAGGCCUCACCCCCCCACCUGGGGGUGAAGAGAUCAUUGGUGGAGGAAUCGACACCCUCUUCCCUCUGCCCGUCCCACCCAGUGUGACUGACACAUAUGCUCAAGUGACUCCUGUGGUACGUGAGCCUGACAUCCAUCUGACAGGCAUAGAUGCUGCAAUGGCUCCCACAGGUGUGGUAUUCCACUACCGACCCAUCACUGGCCGGUACACUCUGACUUUUCUGGAGGCUCAGCAGGCCUGCCAAAAUAUUGGGGCUGUCAUUGCCAGCCCAAGGCAACUGCAGGCAGCCUUCGAGAAAGGCCUGCACCAAUGUGACGCUGGCUGGCUCUGCGACCAGACUGUCAGGUAUCCCAUCGUGUCACCCAGAGCUAACUGUGCUGGUAAUCUGCCACUCCUCCCAGGAGUCAGAUCCUAUGGCCUGAGACCAACUAGUGAACGUUAUGAUGUAUUUUGUUAUGUGGAACGUCUGCAAGGUGAGGUGUUCUUCACCAGUGACUAUGACAGCUUCUCCUAUGAGGAAGCUGUGCAGCACUGUCAGAAACUCAACACCACCCUGGCCACCACUGGACAGCUGUAUGCUGCCUGGAACCAAGGGCUUGACAAGUGCCGUCCAGGCUGGUUGUUGGACCGCAGCGUCCGGUACCCCAUCACAACCCCCAGGUCCCACUGUGGAGGUGGUCAGAUUGGGGUCCACAUCAUCUAUGCCUUCCCCAACCAGACAGGAUUUCCUGAUGAGCACUCACGCUAUGAUGCCUACUGUUUCAAAGCUGAAAUUCCUGCUGUCCAUGUUGAAAUCAGUGUGAAUGUGACAAUAGUGACAGAGGAGGUUAUCAACAAGACAACAGUCACAACUGAUCAUUCGGUAGUUGAAACAACUGUAUCUUACAAUGAAACUGAAAUCAAUGUAAAUAUUACUGAAAUAGAGGAGUUUAUCAACAAGACAACCAUCACAACUCACCAAGUUGCUCCCACAGUUGAAACAACUGAAACCGAAACCACUGUAAAUAUUACUGAAAUAGAGGAGUUUAUCAACAAGACAACCAUCACAACUCACCAAGUUGCUCCCACUGUGGGACCAACUGUUCCUCCAGUUGAUGGCUCUGGUUCAGCUACUCAUUCAGCUAGUGGGGAGAUCUCAGGGGACGGUGAAAGUGGUUUCACCUCUGGUUCAGGAGACCCUAUAGGUCAGGAGGGGAAAGGGGAAAGUGAGACCAUCUUCAUAUCUGGAGCAGAAGGUAGUGCAUCUGGAUCUGGUGAGGGGUUCAAUAGAGAGCACUCUGGCUUUGGUGUAUCAGGAUCAGGAUCAGGUGUUAUCAGUGGAAGUGGAGACAUCAGUGGUAGCGGUGGAGACUCGAUGAUCAUCAUGGUGGAUGGGGAGAUGGUGGAGGUGCCAAAAUUACCAAAACCCAUUGAGGAGGAGUUAGGCCAGGGAGGCAUCGAUACCAGCGGCACUAGUACAUCCGGAUCUGAAGAUAUGUCCGGUUCAGGAGGUACGUCUGCAUCAGGGGGUAUGUCUGCAUCAGGUGGUACGUCUGCAUCAGGUGCUACGUCUGGAUCAGGAGGUAUGCCCGAGUCAGGCUCUGGUGGAUUUUCUGGCAUCUCAUUUAUUGACCACAGUGGCAUUGACCUAACAGUCCAGCAGUCUGGUGAGCAGGAGAUGUCUGGAUAUUCCGCCAUUGGAUCAGGGUUCCCCAGUGGCUUUCCAAGUGGUUUUACAUCUGGUGUAUCAGGCAGCGGCUCUGCCUCUGGGGACUCUUUCCAGCAUCAAGGUGGCAUCAUCUACCUAACAGACACAGAUAUGAUGGAAGUGACUGUACCACCACUGGUACGCCAACCUGAACAGGGACGGGGAGUUGUGGAGAUAAGCGGGCAAGGAAGUGGGUCAGGGAUUACUUACACUGAGUACAUCAACAGUCUUGGCCAAUCAGGACAGGAGGAGAGUCAGGAAAGCCGUGCAGGACCUACAGUGUAUGUAGUGACUCCAGACUCAGCCUACACCAGCCCAACCACAGCACCAGCUGUGUCAUUUGAAACCCCUGCUGUUGUGCAGCAGCCUGAUGUAGUGGAAGCAUCUUCAGACCCCUGUGAUCCAAACCCCUGCAGUUCAGGAUCCUGCUCUGUGCAGGGAGAGCUUGCUGUGUGUCAAUGUCCUAAUGGUUUUACUGGUGAAGACUGCUCAACACCUGUGCAGGGCUGUGCCGACGGCUGGCAGGAAUUCAUGGGCAGCUGUUACCUCCACUUUACUGAGAGAGACACCUGGUCUGAGGCUGAGCAACGCUGUCAGGAGCUCAACGCCCACCUGGUCAGCAUCAGCUCUCAGGAGGAGCAGCAGUUUGUGAACUCCAAUGGUCAGGACUACCAGUGGAUUGGACUUAACGACAAAGAUGUGCAGAACGAAUUCCGCUGGACAGAUAGCAGUUCUCUGAGCUUUGAGAACUGGAGGCCCAACCAGCCAGACAACUACUUCAACUCUCAGGAGGAUUGUGUGGUGAUGAUCUGGCACGAGGGAGGACAGUGGAAUGAUGUGCCCUGCAACUACCACCUUCCCUUCACCUGCAAGACAGGACCAGUCAUGUGCGGAGCUCCCCCUAAGGUGGGACACGGUCGGCCGAUGGGUGGCAGCAGAGAUCGCUACCCUGUCAACUCUAUAGUCCGCUACCAGUGUGAUGCAGGCUACACACAGCGCCACCUGCCUGUGAUACGCUGUAUGCCAGAUGGACAGUGGGAAGAGCCACAAGUAGAAUGUACAGAAGCCGGCACCGACAGUAACAGGCUACACAAAAGAUCCCUCAGGAGAAGAAGUAAAGGGGCGAGCAGCCAACAGGAACAGAGGAAGCUGCUCUAAGCACGAAUGAAAGGACAUACAACAGAGAGCCACAAAGGACCCCUCUUCUAAUGGAGCAUGGACACCAAUGCAAAUGCCCGACCAAAAAUCUAACAUUCCUUACCAUGUAUAUACAUACACACUAAAGCACAUUUAGGCAGUGACAGUGUAAUUGACUGACAUUUUGGAUCUUUGAGCGUCACUCUGCACCUUCGAAAAGCAGUUUUCUAUGUAUUUAUACCGUCUAAUUUAUAGCUGUGACCCAGUAUUUGGAAGGAUUAUCUCAAUGCACAAGAUUUUUUUUUUUUUUACAAUCAGUUGCCAGCACUGCAUACAAAGUAAGGUAGAUAAAAUUGUAAAAUAGUUAUGUGAGGGCUUUAGAGUGACACACAAAGUCCAAAAGAGCCCAGUGAAAGUGUUUUCAAUUGCAGCUGGAUUCUCUGAAGUAAAACACAGUGUUACAUAGGCUUUUGCUAUAUUUUUAGGGUAUUUUUCUAGAUCUGUGUUUAUUAGUGUUUUUUUUUUUAUUUUAUUAUUUCUUUUACUGGUCUUAGACUCUACAAUUGUGUGCUUCAGACUGGUGAAACAACUAUAAAACUACAGGCGAAGAAGGUGGUUUUCAAACUUUAUCGUUGUGACAGCUAUGAGUACAUGUUAAUAUGGAGAACAGUGAAGUUAGGUUUAAUUUGAGUUUUCAGAGGAGGCUUUGCAUGAAUUCCAAAACAAGAACAAAAAGCAGCAGGUAAAGACAUAGAGAUACAUGCAGUAUUAAUAGUUUUUAUGCCAUAAAGCAUCUUUUAAAAACCCAAAUGAUCUGGUCACAACCUCAAGUUUGAGAACCACUGUGCAAUAACACCACCGCAGUAUCAUAUAUGCUGAAAUGAUUGUGCUGUUCCAUUUGAUGAUGAAAAGAAAUCCAAGUUCAAGACGUGAUUAAAGUCACUGAAAACAGACCUGGAUUUAAAUAGUCAGCACUUAUGCACUUUUGGAAGUCUUCAGUCACUUCUGUGCUAAUCAUUUGAAUCCAACACACCUUAAACGAUAAUAAUAAUAAAAAAAAGAAAAACAUUUUUAAAAAAUCAAUCCUCAUUUAUAGUUGACACAUAACAAAGAAACUGUACUGAGUAACAAGUGAGAUCUACAGUAUGAUGCUGAAUUGGCUGGUUUUUCUGCCAGGAGAAGCCUCCAGGAUGAUGCAGAAGUCCACCUCAUUGGGUCAUCUGUUGCAAAAGAUGCACACCCAGUUUUGUAGGUUGGGGUUUACAUUUGUGACUUCUCAACAGCAAACACUGACCUCUGUCAGCACUGUCCGAGAAUCAUGCCUUUAUAAGAUUCAGUGAAUGUAUGAGUUUCUCACUGCAAAUAUUCUCUCUACAUGUCUCUGAACAGCAGGAUAUGUCAAUAACUUAUGCAGAGCAGACAAUUUUAUUGUUUGACUAAUUCAUCAUCAGCCUGUUUGUUGAUUUGUUCGUUUAAUGAACUGGUAAGUUGCAGCUAUGAGUUACUAAUCAAGUAGGCAUGACUGAUUUUGACAGCCUGCUGAACACAAGAACACACAAAUGGAUUUUUUUAAAUUAAAGCCUCAGACAUAUUUGCAGAGGUUUGUGGUAGUUUUUAUGUGACAUGGUCUUAGCAACAGAAAUGUACUUAAAACUUGAGAAAUGA
Messenger RNA from Larimichthys crocea (large yellow croaker), 5824 nucleotides. RefSeq names its product aggrecan b (gene acanb). Gene Ontology annotation, molecular function: hyaluronic acid binding. Bases 197 to 4180 code for a protein of 1327 amino acids. Gene Ontology annotation, cellular component: perineuronal net; synapse. Gene Ontology annotation, biological process: glial cell differentiation; skeletal system development; cell adhesion. The transcript has 20 exons. Lineage: Eukaryota; Metazoa; Chordata; Actinopteri; Sciaenidae. The record is from RefSeq and is a predicted model, not a curated record.